Molecule: messenger RNA, 2480 nt
Organism: Carica papaya (papaya)
Lineage: Eukaryota; Viridiplantae; Streptophyta; Magnoliopsida; Brassicales; Caricaceae
Product: ubiquitin domain-containing protein DSK2a-like
Biological process (GO): ubiquitin-dependent protein catabolic process
Cellular component (GO): cytosol
Molecular function (GO): polyubiquitin modification-dependent protein binding
Source: RefSeq, a predicted model, not a curated record
GAAUAUUCUAUGCAAGCCGUAGAGGAUCUUAACUUUUUCUUCUCCUCUUGCAAACCUUUCUCUAUCGCUUCUCCCUUAUUGGAUGCACCAAAUCCCAUUAAUUCUCUCUCCCGUUUCUACUAUUUUAUCUUGAGGCCCUCGCAUGAUCGUCCCUGUUUUCAACUUAUUAUAAUUUUUUUCUUGAGGUUCUAUUUAAUUAUCUAUAUUUUUUAUUUGUAUUUUGAUUUCCAUUUCGAUCGAUAAAAUACGAGUUGUUUAUCGUUGGGUUAAAAGGUACCAAAAUCGACUCAAAUUGGGGUUUCUUGAAUCAUUUUAGGGUUAGCCGGUGAGGGUUCUACUCGAUCUGUAUCUGAUUUUAUAAUUUUUUUAAGGUUAGGGCAGAGGACGGAAGAGAUAGUGAGGAGAGGGGAAAAGUAUGGGUGCAGAGGGCGAUUCGAGCGAGUCACGGCUCAGUGGAGGAGGAGGGGAAGGAGAUGCUGGGGUAAUGGUGAAUAUCCGUUGCUCGAACGGCACGAAGUUUUCGGUGAGGACGACCCUCGAAUCAAGCGUUGGAUCGUUCAAAGUUCUCGUGGCGCAGAACUGCGAUGUGCCAGCUGAUCAGCAGCGGUUGAUUUAUAAGGGUCGCAUCCUGAAGGAUGAUCAAACCCUUCAAAGCUAUGGCCUGCAGGCUGAUCAUACUGUUCAUAUGGUUCGUGGUUUUGCCCCAACUUCAUCACCAGCACCUGCUGCUGCUGGAUCUGCUUCUGCUACUUCAAAUGCAGGAAGUCCAAAUGCUACACCAGGUGUUACACGGGGUGUAGGCUCCAAUGAAGGUGGAGGCCUUGGUGGGGCUGGCCUUGGGGCUUCUUUAUUUCCUGGACUUGGAUUUAAUGGACUAGGUGGGAGUGCACCAUCUGGUUUAUUUGGAUCUAGUCUUCCUGAAUUUGAGCAAGUACAACAACAACUUACUCAAAAUCCAAACAUGAUGCGAGAAAUAAUGAAUAUGCCUGCCAUUCAGAACCUGAUGAACAACCCAGAGUUAAUGCGUACCUUGAUUAUGAGUAAUCCUCAAAUGCGUGAGCUGAUUGACCGGAAUCCUGAACUUGCACACAUACUUAAUGAUCCUGGCAUUCUCCGGCAGACGUUAGAUGCGGCAAGGAACCCUGAGCUUAUGCGUGAGAUGAUGCGGAAUACGGACAGGGCAAUGAGCAAUAUUGAAUCUACUCCAGAGGGAUUCAACAUGCUGAGACGAAUGUAUGAAAAUGUUCAAGAACCAUUUCUAAAUGCUACAACUAUGGCAGGAAACACAGGAAACAAUUUGUCUUCAAAUCCUUUUGCUGCUCUUCUGGGGAACCAAGGUGGGCCCCAAGUCAGGGAUGCAUCUAGUAACCCUUCUACAAAUGAUUCUGAAACUACUGGUACCCCUGCCCCAAAUACAAGUCCACUUCCUAAUCCGUGGAGCAAUACUGGUGGAGGGGCACAGACAAAUUCUACACCUAGGUCAAAUCCUGCUGCGGAUACAAGAGCACCAGGUAUUGGUAAUCUUGGCGGGCUUGGUGGGCUUGGUCUUCCAGGGAUGGAGAACAUGGUUAAUGGCAUGCCUGAUGCAUCUCAAUUGAAUCAGUUGUUGCAAAAUCCAAUUAUGUCACAGAUGAUGCAAAAUCUGCUCUCUGAUCCCCAGUAUAUGAAUCAGAUUCUCAAUCUCAAUCCCCAAAUGCGGGGGAUGCUUGAUUUGAAUCCUCAACUGAGAGAAAUGAUGCAAAACCCCGAAUUUCUUCGCCAGCUAACUUCCCCUGAAACAAUGCAACAAAUGCUAAUGGUACAGCAGUCACUUUUAUCUCAACUUAAUAGGCAUCAAACGAACCAGGAUUCUGGACAGACUGGGGCUACUGCAGGGACGGGAAAUACUGCUGGGCUGGAUUUGUUGAUGAACAUGUUUGGUGGUCUAGGUGCUGGUAGCUUUAGUGUUCCGCAGCAACCUGAUGUGCCACCUGAAGAACUUUAUGCUACACAACUGUCACAGCUCCGAGAAAUGGGUUUUUUUGAUACUGAAGAGAAUAUCAGGGCACUGCGCGCUACCUCCGGAAAUGUCCAUGCUGCAGUAGAGCGACUUUUGGGCAAUCCUGGCCAGUGAUAUUUCCUCCUCAUCUCAUGGCAUACUAUUAAAGAGAAACCUUGACUGUGGACAUAUAAAAGAAAUUAUUUUGUUCCGGGAGUGUCCUCCGUAGACAGGUACCUAAUCAUGAGGGAACAUGCUGUAUUCAUUUUGGACCCUCUUCAAUAAGCAAGUACGCAACGGACAGAGCUGUGGAUUGUGAACUUGUGAGAUAUAAGCCUUUGCACACAGAUUUUUUUUUUACGACCUUGUUAUUCAGUAAUUUCUCGUAUGUAUAUACAUCUUUCCUAAGUAUUGUUUCUUAGACCCCCCCCUUUUUUUUUUUUUAUUGAGUUUCGAGGAUUCAUGAUACUGUUUUAACGAAGUUCCCUUUCAAUGUGUCUAA